Exophiala dermatitidis NIH/UT8656 is the source of this 4194-nucleotide messenger RNA. RefSeq lists its product as uncharacterized. NCBI's taxonomy places the organism in Eukaryota, Fungi, Ascomycota, Eurotiomycetes, Chaetothyriales, Herpotrichiellaceae. The transcript has a single exon. The record is from RefSeq and is a predicted model, not a curated record. The coding region runs from base 1 to 4194 and encodes 1397 amino acids.
AUGAACCCAUACAAUCCCAAUCCCAACCAACCCUACAAUUUCCCACAACAGACACCCGGGCCUCCUCAACCUCCUUGGAAUGCCCCAGCACCAGCACCAGCUUCAGGUCCUCCUCGAAGAUCAGGAUGGGCCGAUCCCAGAUUCUCGCAACCUCCUCAAUCGCCCGUGUCUCCGCCAUACAACCAUACCACCCCGAAUCUAUUUGGUCCAUCGGUACCAGUACCGGCACCACCACUGGCGCAAGGGCAGUACGACACUUCAGCAUGGGGAGUACGAUAUAACCACCCAGCAGUACAACCACCUCCUCCUCUAUUCUAUCAAGACCCAUCGAACCAGAAACCACCUCUGCCUCCGCGGCCGUCGAGUGCUGCCGGUCCUGGGCCAGCGAGUCCAGGUCCGCAACAACCCGAACAUGACCACCACAGCCACAACCACAACUUGAACAACAACUACUCAUCGCAACCACAACCACAACCACAACCGUCGCAGCAUUACCCGACUUCAUGGAGCGAUCCGUAUCAGACACACCAUGGAUACAAUCCACAUCCUCAAACUCCGGCCCCCGGCCCUCCUCCGCCGCCUCCGCCUCCGCCUCGACCCGCGGAAUAUCAGGCGCAGAUAGAAGCCCAACAUCAACACCACCACCCCCAUAAUACUAGUGUAUCCGGGCCCGAAUAUUCGCAUCGGCCGACUUCGCAUCACUAUGAUCCACCCCCACCGUUCGCUGCUGGUGCUGGACCUGCACCUGGACUCUGGGGAACGGAGCCGCAACCACCGGUACCACCGUUUACGCACCCAGCAUAUCCCCCGACCGCACCGCCUCCGCAGCAGUUUUCGGCCACGGUAGAUGGCCCGUUAGUGUCGCCUGUAGAGUCGACCACUGGCCUUUGGGGCAGACAGGGACAAGGACUGGAACACACAUCUACAUCUACAGCGGCGAGGGCGGAUCAGAAUACAAACACACACGACUAUCAGACCCCAAAAACGGAUACCCGACCAGGCCCGCCUGGUCACGCUCAGGCUCUUGGAUCUGGUGGCCCGUCCGAUUGGGAGCACUAUGAACCCAGCGCACCUUCUUUGCCAGACCAAGACACACCCGAAAGUCCCGCUCUACGUCCUGUUGAACGGCUUGCCCAUUCCCAUUCACGUCAUGAUCGUGUAUCGUCAAUCCAGUCAAAUAUCACACAAAACAUCACUCCGAAUGAGUCUGGCCCUGCGACUCCUCCUCAGGCUGCUGAGAUUGGUGUUCCUAGUCCCGUAUCACCGCGCAGAAGUGAGCCACCGCCUGCCCCUUAUCCCCAUUCUCAUCCGCCCGAUGCUGCUCCCGUGGAAACAGCUCCGUCACACAAAAACAGAAGGCCAUCGUCCCCUUCCGUUCAGAUCAGUGGUGGUGCCAUGCCGAAGGAGAGCGGUAGUGGAGAUCAUGACAACGUCAGCCUUGUGUCUCAGCAGACUCCUUUGCAAGCAGCCCAACAGUCGACCGUUCGUGAAGACGUCAGCAGUCGCUCCGGCUCUCGCGCUUCCGGGGCACGAGUCGUGUCCCCAUCUUCCGAACCUAGCCCUGCUACUAGCGUGAGAGUAGUGGAUCCCUAUGCCGACCUUGAACCGGAAUUCAAGGCGUCCUUGAAUCGAUACGCUGCCAUGCUGAGAAAGGAGUCGGCCGCCGAAACGGACCAGGAGAAAUUCGACAUCUUCCACUCCUUCGCCACAAAGGAGCUCAGGCUCAGAAGCUUGCUCUAUGGAGUCGAACUGAACAAGGAGAAGGAGCAGCCAAAGGAAGUCAAGAAGGCCGCUAGUUUGGCGGAGAUUCAGGAAAUCUUGCCUAAUGCUGUUGCUGCGGUGCCGUUAAAUCUGGCGGAGGAAAUCACACAACAGGCACAGAAAGCGUCUGAUCCAGUUUCGGCUGAAACUCAAGGAGCCCCUUCCCUCGAAAUGCCAUCCAAGGACGAGCCGGCACGACAGCCACCGAGCUCAGAUGCUGGCUCGGCAGAACAGCCAGAAUCUGCGUCGGCACAGCCGAAUCAAUUCAAAUCUCCUGUCCAGAGACCAUCCAUCACCACAGCAGUUAACGACCCUGGACGGACGACGGCCGAUAGUGGACCUAUAGCUACCGCUGACGGAGACGAUGAAGAAGAAGCGUACAGUCCGGGAGGCCGGCCGAUGCUGCACAGGAACAGAACGUCGAGGAGCUCCACAGACCAUGUCCAAACUGCGACCGUAACGACAGCCACUACUGGAACUCCUUGGGGUCACGAAGCAGUCCCUAAUAACCAAAGCCAUCGCGACUCCCCUCGCAUGGGAUCUGUGUCAUCUCCUGGUGCGGAUGCUCCAAUGGUUACUGGAGACUAUGCCACUCUGAACCCUCCACCUUCUCCGGGUUCGAAUGCACCCAUUCUCGUAGUGCCUGAGUCACCUGAGGACAGACCAUCGAGCCAAGCAGGACAACACAGAUCGUCAGCACAGCAGCAGAAUAUCUUUCCUCAAGCCAGGGAGUCUGUUGCUCCUAUCAAGUUUGAGCCUCCACGGCCCGUAUAUACUCCGUUCCGGUACAAUGCGGCGGUGCAAGAAGAGAUCCCGAAAUCACAACAACCGGCGGAUCAGGCAUAUUCGUCAUUACGCCACUCAGCGGCCGACUCGGGCAGGUUGAUGGCUCAAGAGGCAAUGUCCGCGCCAGCAAGACCGGCCUCGGCGAUUGGCAGAAAGGAACAUGAGGAAGCCUUUAUCGGAUUGAUCAGACAACAAAGCAUGGCAGUCCGCCAGCAGAGGCCUGCCUCAGUAGCUGGAGUGCCAGAUAUGUUUCGACCUGGCCUAGGUCGAACACGGGGUUCUUCGGAGAGCGUGUCCAAAUCCGAACCGCCGCUGGCCAUAAGAGUAGGGACGCCGACCAACAGUGCCCCAGUCAUGGCUGUCGAUCCCUUGACCCAGGCCAUAACGGCUCUUCGGGCUCUCCUGCCCACUCAAAAGGACCAGACUAGCUUGGACAGCGCGCUUGGCCACCCGAAAGUAAAGACCAUCAAGGCCAAGAUUGACAAUGUUCCGGACCAAUUUGGGUUCAUCCGUGACAAGGUGGUCGAAUGGGAUCGUACAAAUAGAGAAGUCCGGAAGCAACAAGAAGCCGAACGCCGUAGUCGCCAGGAAGAGUCUGAGGCGCAUAUUGACGCGCUCUUCAACGACAACGAGAUCGGCUACGCGGAUAUCGGAGACCUCGAGACCGAGUUUAAGCUCGCCGAGGCGGAGAGACGCUACCAGGAAAACAAGGAAGAAUUGGAAUCUUUCACUGCCCAAGUCUUUGCGCCAGUGACGGAGCGACUGGAGAAAGAGAUAGCUGAGUUGACGACCACAUAUACUCUGGCCAUCGACCUUCUCGACCUCGAGAGCGUAGCGGCCAGUGGAUACCUCAAGAGCAAUAAAGAAAAGCCGCCCAUGGCAGAAGUCAUGCGCUGUCUGCUCGUGCUCUUUGAGAAGAUUGAGGUCCGGUAUCGAAAGGUCGCCGAAGCCCACGUGGAGCGUGAAAGGCGGCGCAAGCACCUGGAACUAACAGUUCUCUACACGAAUGGCGACACGGCGGGCGUCAAGAGAGUGGAAAGCGACUAUGCGGUGGCCGAAAAAACUCAGGUUCUGCACGAAGCCCGCGGGAAAGAUACCAGAGCUAACAGGUUGAUGGACGCCUUCGAUCGGGCUACCGUCCGUGGACUCGGUGACAAUCAAACCUAUAUCGAUGACAUGCUGGCUAAGAUCCAGCAGCUCAAGAAGGCGAUUCUCUCCGCUAGCCCGACUGCCAAAGACCAAAUGUAUGGAGCCGAUGGUGCCCGGGACACAUUGUCAUCGGCGCAAACGGUCGUGGAUACAGUGGCCGCCGAUUCGCGCAAGCUUCUAGCCUUAUCAAACGAGGCUGAGACGCUCCUCAAUGAUGCAGACUACGCGGUGUCGGUAGCAGAAGCCCGAGUUGCCAAUGCCGACAAAGAGACUUACCACAACCUCGAGCUGGAGAAGGCCAAGGAAGACGCCAAACUAGCUGAGGAGAUGGAGGCUCGGAUCAGCAGUGUCACCAAGGUACCUUCAGAGGCAAGCGCAUUGAUUCAGGAACUCAUUGACCGGAUCGGAGAGGAUCCGGAACAUCAAGAGCGGAUCAAGAAGGCGUUGGAAGCGGCUAAACAGCGCAACACUUCCACGCCGGUGCCGCCAGGGCCAUAA